Molecule: messenger RNA, 465 nt
Organism: Paramacrobiotus metropolitanus
Lineage: Eukaryota; Metazoa; Tardigrada; Eutardigrada; Parachela; Macrobiotidae
Exons: 2
Coding region: 1-465 (154 amino acids)
Source: RefSeq, a predicted model, not a curated record
AUGUGCCUGCCUGGCAGUCCGGACGAUUUCACCGCUGGCCAGCUGGCGGAUAAACUGGAGCAAGCGUUUGUGAAGAAAACGCUGAAGGAGACGGAGUGGGCGUUGUACUUCAGAAUUAAGCAGGAACCUGGAAAGACGCUCCUUGAGUUUUCGAACAGGCUACGCCGAAAAGCUACGGUUGUGGGGUUUCCAGCGACGGUGUUGGAGCAAAAUAUGAUGGUCACGUUCACCAAUGGACUGGCGAACGAAAACACCAGGCUGCACCUGAUGUCAAAGACACGCACGAAGCUGGAGGAGUGCCUGGAUAUUUGCGAGCUGUAUGAGCUCGCCCGGGGGACGAAGGAGACCACGGAGAUGGUUGAUACCAAAAGGGCGAGAAAGCCAAGGCGACAACCGCCGCGGCAGGAGCGGCAGUCGGGAGCGAGACUGCGAAGGCGGAAGCGAGACGCCGCGGUGGUCAUAUAA